AGAGAAGACUUGAAGAACACCAUCGGAAGGGAUCGGAGCAACAGGGUCGAUAAAGAUGAUUGACACUGAAAGAGAAAUUCGUGUGGGAGUGACGACGUAGAGCUCAUGUGCCUUGGUCAGAUGGCGUGAGUGACAGCAAUACCCGUCGACCACGUGAACAUCCACUGGACGAUUGGCUGGCCUCUGUUGUUAUAACAUGUUGAGCUAAGAAACAAUCUGAAGCUCGGGACUGGCAACAUCAUGUAUGCCGAGGGCAUGAGAUAUGCAGGUCCACGCGAAGAGAACAUCCCCGACUUUGGAACGUCACAGAUCGUACAGGAGAUUGACAGUGCUGAGAAGAUUGCGCGCGAGGUCGACAGGCAACUUCGGUAUGGAUCCACUUUGAACGUGGUCCGAAGGACAGCAGCCGACGGGUCAGUCCGGUACGAAGCUGGAGCAGAAGUGCUGUCACAGGCAGCAGUUGGUGAUGACCUGCUGGGAUACACUGAGAUCGUGUCGGGGCGAAACUCAAUCCGCACGGGUUCGCGAAUCUACAACCGCACAAAUGAUGCCACGCCGCUCACGCACACGCACACGCGGCUGGUGAAUGUCGCUGUGGUUGAGCGACGAAAUCGAGACCCAGGAGAUGGAACUGAUUCGGCAACGUUUGAAGUGCAGGAAGCGACGGUCGUGCCCAAGAAGGCUGGAAUGAGCAUCUUAAUGUUUGACUUGUGCUGCUCUAAGGGACGGAGGACAAGGCCCAAAAAGCCUCGGGCUCGGAGUGGAAUGAGGGAAGACCCAUCGCCAGAGCAAGUCGGAGCAGCUUGGGAGGCUCCGUCAAGGGUCAAGGUCUGGGAUCCGACGAUAGACUACCACCUCUCGUCUGUGCAGCGAGCUCGUCAAUCGAGCAGUGACGUUCAAC
Guillardia theta CCMP2712 is the source of this 901-nucleotide messenger RNA. RefSeq lists its product as hypothetical. The annotation marks the transcript as partial. The transcript has 9 exons. NCBI's taxonomy places the organism in Eukaryota, Cryptophyceae, Pyrenomonadales, Geminigeraceae. The record is from RefSeq and is a predicted model, not a curated record.